Messenger RNA from Talaromyces stipitatus ATCC 10500, 1536 nucleotides. RefSeq lists its product as uncharacterized. Bases 1 to 1440 code for a protein of 479 amino acids. The transcript is spliced from 2 exons. Lineage: Eukaryota; Fungi; Ascomycota; Eurotiomycetes; Eurotiales; Trichocomaceae. The record is from RefSeq and is a predicted model, not a curated record.
AUGGCAUCCAACACCGAAGUCCUCGUGCACGUUGAAGCUCCCAGCGCGGUGAGUGACGAUGCUCGAUAUCGCGCUCUUGUCGCUGGUGGAAUCGACGUGGAGGUCAGUGUGGACAAGACGCGUUCGUUCGUGUCAGUGUCCUCGUCAUCGAGUGGUCAGCCAUCAUUUUUUGCUCAACACCAUGAGACAGGAAAGGUCAACUCUGGCGACGAGUUAAUCAGUAUAUUGACGUCGGAUGAGUUUGAGAAUCAGGGAUCUCCUCGGCAUAUUGAGGUUCGACCUCGCUCGCCAGGGGUAACAGUGCAAGACGUCGGCCUGCCUCUUCCUCCCGAGUCGAGUGAAGAAAGUGAACUGUCCUUCCAACCUCUGAUUCCACUCACGUCCCCAACCGGCACCGGAGACACGCCUCAGUCGGAAAACCCAAAAUCUAUCCAUGUCAGCAAUGAAGACCUUGGAGCGGAGCCAUGGGAACCCCCAUUAGAAGUGAUUCCAGAUUCACAAAACGAACAAGCAUAUCAAACAGCUCUAGAUGAUUCUGUCCAGGUUGAUCGCUCGUUUGUUCCUGAUUCAGCACGGCAAUCUAGGAGGUUCACGCUCGACAAGACAGAAGAUCCAGAGAACGAUAUAACGCGAAUACCUUCAUCAGUGCCCAGUCCAAGUCCUAGAGAGUCAUCUGCUGCUCAGAGGAACCAUUCAGUGGUGGAUGGUCGAUCUGAUUCUCACCUCAAAGAAAAGUCAUUAAAUCUACAACCGGUACCGAAUCCAAUCGUUUCUACAAGCGUUCUCGGAAAAAGAAAAGCACCCACCUACAACGACAACCCUCGAACCUCUAACUCGACAGACCCCAAAGCGCAAUCAUCGUCAAACCUACCCUCCCAAAAGCGUCCAACACUACCCCAGACCACCGAAACAAUAUCCCUAUCCAACCUCCCCAUCGAAAUCCGCACUCCAGAUCCACCAGUCUCCAACGAGAAAUUCCGCACCCAUAUCACUCCCACACUCAAAUCCCUAGCAGAGCGCAUGAAACAGUCAUCUCGAUUUACCCCCAAAUCACAAAUCAGGGACUUACGUCCUUUGGAAAGAGGGUAUUGGUUCAUUCCGCAAAUAACCAUAAUACCAGACAACCUUCACUCAGGAAAAACGAACGCAGAGACGUGGACGCAAACAUUCUUCUCCCAAUUCUGGUGUUUUCUUCGCGAUUUAUUUACCGAGGGUCGCGCCGGGUGGGGUAUAUGGUGUCUUCUCGAGGAGUCCUCCCCAGCUUCUACCACUACCUCUACUACGAAAGAAGGCAAAACCGUGAAUCUGAAAUUAUAUACAUGGGGCGAAGUAGCGCCUCAUUUAUAUUUGUUACUUUUCCUCGCGACAGAGAGACGAAUCAAGAAGAUGAGUGAUGUUGAGUGGAGGGAUGCGAGGGAUGAGGGUGUUAUUGUUAUGUGAUUUCAUGAUAUACACGACAUAAGUUGUGAUGAUGUACGAGGAUGCGUUAUGAUAUAAUACUAGCUUAAUACACCAAUAUCAUUCAACUAUUCAUAG